Colletotrichum destructivum is the source of this 1104-nucleotide messenger RNA. RefSeq lists its product as uncharacterized. The record is from RefSeq and is a predicted model, not a curated record. The transcript has 2 exons. Bases 345 to 725 code for a protein of 126 amino acids. Lineage: Eukaryota; Fungi; Ascomycota; Sordariomycetes; Glomerellales; Glomerellaceae.
CCCACCAUUGGUUUCUUGACCAACAGGUCGAUAAUUGUCCCAUUAUUAGAUCAUCUUUGAAUACCCACCAGCACAAACUGUCCACGACUACGCUACUUUGCGAAUACCAUCACUGAGCCUUUCCGAUAGACCGUCAACUCGUCCCCAAACAAACAUAGCAGUAUUGCCAUUGUCAGUCGCACACGCUGUGCUCGCACCCACAUCCUCAUUCCAUUGGAUCCAACGAUACCCCACCCUCCGUUACGCCCCCGUCAUUCCUCUGUCACCGUCACCAAUCCACCACUCUUGAAACUUCAGCAGAAUCCUGGUCUUCCAAAGGCUGCCGCCAUUCUCACGACUUCAUCAUGGAUACCCACACGCAAGCAGUCUCCUGGUACGACGCCAUGAUGACUUACUCGUUACUAUCAUCCGACUAUCCCACCAUUGUUAGAUACAUCUCCGCCGCCUUCAUUGCUCUGGGCUUCAUAUUCUUUGUCCCCAUCAUUCUUCUCGUCGCUGUGGACUUCGGCAUCUAUAUUUACAGAAUUUGCUGGAGCCGACCAUGGAACCAGAACAGGAACCAGCCAGCGCACUUGCGUGAGCUAGGGCACCACCACGAGGAGCAACUGCACAAGCUCCCGGUAGACGGGACGUCGACAGUGACCUCUACCGUGGCAGCCGCUGCAAGGAAACGGAUACAGCGUCUGAGCGAGUCCGAUGGCGGGGGCGAUGUACCAUCCGCGUAAAGCGAGUGAGGCUGCGGUGAAGGGAUAAGGACUGUGUUUUGAGUGUUCUGCUUUCCUCCAAGCGGCCAGGAGGGGGUUUGGCCCUGUCGCCUCGGAAAUGCGUCCUUUGGUGACUUUUAUUCAUACUGCCAAUUCCCCGUGUAUGGUGUACUUUUCUUCGGGGUGAAAAUGGAAUAUCAAAAGGCGUCGUGCAGUAUAAUUCGUUCGGUAAACUAUUUUCAUCCCCUCCACCCCUCCCGCCAAGAAAAGGUUCUCUUCCCCAUUCGUAAUGAAGCUUACACAGAUUCGCAGCCUUAAAAUGGCUAACUUGGAUGUGGAGAGUGUCAGUAGCAAUGCGCAAUUGUAUGAACUUGGAAGCUUGAUGAGGGUUUUCUCCAAU